AUGAAACUACCCAAGCAAACUUUGACGGAGGCAGUCACUUUGGUCGGAGACAGUUUGGAUGCAAAUGAUGGCGAUGGUGAUGAAGGCAGUGAUAAAGAAGAUUCGAGAAAAGACGAGGACAAGGUUGUAGCUGUCGGUCACUGGGAAUAUAGUUAUAAUGGCGGUAAAGGGAAAGGCAAAGGUUUCGGUAAAGGAAAGGGUAAAGGUUUUGGCAAAGGAAAUCAGGGUGGCUGA
Molecule: messenger RNA, 234 nt
Organism: Perkinsus marinus ATCC 50983
Lineage: Eukaryota; Perkinsozoa; Perkinsida; Perkinsidae
Exons: 1
Coding region: 1-234 (77 amino acids)
Source: RefSeq, a predicted model, not a curated record